AUGAGUGAAAAAGAGGCUCUUUCUUUUUUUCAGGAUUUGGUGGCAGGAGAGAAAGAAUUUGAGAAGUUUUUGGAGAAUGCAGGACCCCGGCUUGUUGUCAUUGACUUUUCUGCAAAAUGGUGUGGGCCUUGCAAAAUGAUUCGCCCUGCAUUUCAUGAGCUGGCUGUUCGGUAUGAAAAUGUGCUGUUCGGUAUCGUUGAUGUGGACUUGGCAAAGGAUGUGGCUGAUCUUUGCAAUAUCGCCGCCAUGCCAACAUUUCAGUUCUUCAUGAAAGGAGAAAAGAUUUUUGAACUAACUGGUGCUAAUGCAAAAAAACUUGAAAAGAAGAUUAAAGAGCUGAUGUAAUCCUUGAAGAAAACUCCUGAUGCAAUGCCAUGUUGUUGCCUACAAAUGCCAGUAAAAUAAAAUGUUCA
Molecule: messenger RNA, 413 nt
Organism: Sceloporus undulatus (fence lizard)
Lineage: Eukaryota; Metazoa; Chordata; Lepidosauria; Squamata; Phrynosomatidae
Gene: TXN
Product: thioredoxin
Exons: 5
Coding region: 1-345 (114 amino acids)
Molecular function (GO): protein-disulfide reductase activity
Source: RefSeq, a predicted model, not a curated record